AUGAGUAUAGACAUUGGGAAGGGGCAUAACUCCCAUAAAAACAUGAGUCUAGACAUAGGGAAGGGGCAUAACUCCCAUAAAAACAUGAGUAUAGACAUUGGGAAGGGGCAUAACUCCCAUAAAAACAUGAGUAUAGACAUAGGGAAGGGGCAUAACUCCCAUAAAAACAUGAGUCUAGACAUUGGGAAGGGGCAUAACUCCCAUAAAAACAUGAGUAUAGACAUAGACAAGGGGCAUAACUCCCAUAAAAACAUGAGUCUAGACAUUGGGAAGGGGCAUAACUCCCAUAAAAACAUGAGUCUAGACAUUGGGAAGGGGCAUAACUCCCAUAAAAACAUGAGUAUAGACAUAGGGAAGGGGCAUAACUCCCAUAAAAACAUGAUUCUAGACAAAGGGAAGGGGCAUAACUCCCAUAAAAACAUGAGUCUAGACAUUGGGAAGGGGCAUAACUCCCAUAAAAACAUGGGUCUAGACAUUGGGAAGGGGCAUAACUCCCAUAAAAACAUGAGUCUAGACAAAGGGAAGGGGCAUAACUCCCAUAAAAACAUGAGUCUAGACAUUGGGAAGGGGCAUAACUCCCAUAAAAACAUGAGUCUAGACAUUGGGAAGGGGCAUAACUCCCAUAAAAACAUGAGUCUAGACAAAGGGAAGGGGCAUAACUCCCAUAAAAACAUGAGGCUCAAUACAAACAGUGUCCAGUUGUUCAAAAGAUGGUUAGGGUAA
Pecten maximus is the source of this 723-nucleotide messenger RNA. Its product is annotated as GATA zinc finger domain-containing protein 14-like. NCBI's taxonomy places the organism in Eukaryota, Metazoa, Mollusca, Bivalvia, Pectinida, Pectinidae. The record is from RefSeq and is a predicted model, not a curated record. The transcript has a single exon. Bases 1 to 723 code for a protein of 240 amino acids.